Molecule: messenger RNA, 9471 nt
Organism: Bombina bombina (fire-bellied toad)
Lineage: Eukaryota; Metazoa; Chordata; Amphibia; Anura; Bombinatoridae
Product: TGF-beta receptor type-1
Exons: 9
Coding region: 88-1611 (507 amino acids)
Biological process (GO): transforming growth factor beta receptor signaling pathway; heart development; nervous system development
Cellular component (GO): activin receptor complex; plasma membrane
Molecular function (GO): transforming growth factor beta receptor activity, type I; activin binding; activin receptor activity, type I
Source: RefSeq, a predicted model, not a curated record
ACUGAGUAAAGGGUGCUGAAGGCUGGGGGUACGGACACAGUGGGUGGCGAGUGGAAGUGGAUACGCUCGGUUUCUGGAGAGGAUGUGAUGGGCGCUGUUACCGUGCAGGUCAUGUCUGCGGCUAACUCCCUGGGGCUGCCCGGGGUCUGGCUGCUAAUAGUUAUCGUCCUAAUCCCAGAGGCUCCGGCAUUGAAAUGUUACUGCGAGCAUUGCGUUAAGGAUAACCAGACCUGCGUGACCGAUGGGGUGUGUUUUAUUUCUGUGAGUCGUGACGGGGACAAAGAAACCAGCAAUAGCAUGUGCGUUAAUGAAGCAGACCUCAUACCUCCCGACCGGCCGUUUAUUUGUGCUACUUCCUCAAGAAAUGGCAUUCACACACAGCCUUAUUGCUGUGAGAAGGACCUCUGCAAUCGAAAUCUUCCACAUAGACCUGAUACCCAGUUGAAGCCUACAACUAGCUUGGGACCAGUAGAGUUAGCAGCCGCUAUUGCUGGGCCAGUUUGUUUCAUUUGCAUAUUAUUAAUGUUGAUCCUAUACAUCUGCCACAACCGUACAGUCAAUCACAUUCGGGUUCCUAAUGAGGAAGACCCUUCAAUGGAUCGACCCUUUAUAUCAGAAGGAACUACAUUAAAAGAUCUCAUUUAUGAUAUGACCACUUCAGGAUCUGGCUCGGGUUUGCCUUUACUUGUUCAAAGAACAAUUGCCAGAACGAUAGUUUUACAGGAGAGUAUUGGAAAGGGUCGAUUUGGUGAAGUGUGGCGUGGAAAGUGGCGCGGUGAAGAAGUGGCUGUGAAGAUAUUUUCCUCAAGAGAAGAGCGCUCUUGGUUUCGUGAGGCAGAAAUUUAUCAAACUGUAAUGUUGCGUCAUGAAAAUAUCCUUGGGUUUAUAGCUGCGGACAAUAAAGACAAUGGAACAUGGACUCAACUAUGGUUGGUUUCAGAUUACCACGAACAUGGUUCGCUUUUUGAUUACCUAAACAGGUAUACAGUAACCGUGGAAGGAAUGCUGAAGCUAUCUUUAUCUACCGCCAGCGGCCUUGCACAUCUUCAUAUGGAGAUUGUUGGGACUCAAGGAAAACCGGCUAUUGCUCAUAGAGAUUUAAAAUCAAAAAAUAUUUUAGUCAAAAAGAAUGGAACAUGCUGCAUUGCAGACUUGGGAUUAGCUGUCCGGCAUGACUCCGCUACAGAUACAAUUGACAUAGCACCAAAUCACAGAGUGGGAACAAAAAGAUAUAUGGCCCCAGAGGUCCUUGAUGAUUCCAUAAAUAUGAAACACUUUGAAUCCUUUAAACGUGCAGAUAUCUAUGCAAUGGGGUUAGUCUUCUGGGAAAUCUCCCGCCGAUGCUCCAUUGGUGGGAUCCAUGAAGAUUAUCAACUACCUUAUUAUGACCUUGUGCCAUCUGACCCAUCAGUAGAAGAAAUGAGGAAGGUCGUCUGCGAACAGAAAUUAAGACCAAACAUUCCAAACCGGUGGCAAAGUUGUGAAGCAUUACGUGUCAUGGCCAAAAUAAUGCGGGAGUGUUGGUAUGCCAACGGUGCGGCUCGGCUGACUGCUUUACGCAUCAAGAAAACUCUGUCACAGUUAACCCAGCAAGAAGGCAUUAAAAUGUAGUAAUUCACCUUGAACUGAAAUUUAGUCGGUCAUUUCUUUACCCGAUUUGCCUGAUCCGAAGAUAAAUUGUUCUACCUCGCAGAGGAGACUGAAUUAACAAUGCUGCCUUUCUGAAGCAUUAUAGGAACUUCAGCGAUUUUAAAUUCCAAGAAUUACUGCGCAUAGGUAAAGUGAAACCGCUCUGAUCCUUGCGCUGCUCUUGGAUCGAUAACUUCCCAGGACAUUUUGUAAAUGUGUAGUUAGAAAUGUUUCUAUAAAACAGAAUGGUACAAAACGUAUAUGCUGGUCUUAAUCCAUUUUUAUUUUUAAAUUAACUUUCCUGCUUUCCGCUCUCUGGAACAGAUGGAAAUUUUGAAAAUAUUUUUCAUGAGUGUGCAUUUCAUUUUCUUAAUCAAAUGUAUUUUAUUUCUCUUUGGUCAGUAAAUUGUAACCUUUACAAAUCCUUUUUUUGUAUGGGUUAGUAAUGUGUCAAAUUUAUAUAUACAUUGCUUACAAAAUAUACCUCUUGAAGCCUGGGGGAGAUAUCAUUUAUGCAACUGUUUUUGUAUAGAUCACUACAUGCCUUCAAAGUCAAGUGUAAUACCGGUUAGUGCCACCAACAAUAUCAUUUUUAUUUCUUUUUACAGCAGUACUAAAAUUUUAUGCAAGAUAUAUAUAUUGUUUAUUUUAAAAGGAGGAACGGAUGUUUGAAAAUAGUAGCAAAUCUAAUAACAACUGAAAAUGUUUCAACUGGAACUAAGGAAUAAGUAUACAUUUUUUUUUCCAGAAUGAAAAUAUCUGCUUAGAAUGUGCAGAAAGAGUAAAAUAAGUUAACAAAUCAUACAAGUAAAAACCUAGCUAACUGGUAAACCAGGUUAGAGCAACACAAAAUCUAAUCAAAAUACAAUUAUUAUUUUUUUCUUGUCAUCGGUUCUUUUACAUUUAACCUAUAAAAUAGUUGCACUUAUGCUUAAUAAAAAGCUACAUGGUGCAUCCACAUUUUUUAUCAUGCAUAUAAAAGGACAUGCUUUAAACAUCACAGUUUGGAAAAAAGAUUGGCGAUCAAAAUGCGUCAGUGCAGCCAAACACAGACACCAUCUUUGCAGAAUAAUGUACUAGAAUUGUUACUGAAGGCACAUCUUAGUACUAAAUUAAAUAGUUGGUCUGCCUAAUAAACAAUGCACCAGGUUACACACAACACUAGUAUUUUAUAAGAAAUGGGACCUUUUUAGUAGUUUAUUUAUAGUUGAGUAUAAAUGCUGGGCAUUUUAAUAAAAUGCUUUUUUGCUCCGUUUUAAUCUUUUUAAAGGACACAAACACCUAUUGCUUUUGUGCAAUAUGUUGCUUUUGGGUACUAAAUUAAAACCUGACCAUGAAAGAGAGUUUGUUAUUGUUUGUUAAUAUAAUAAAUGUAACUUAUUAUAAUAAGAAUAAAAGUAACAGCCCCAUUGAUUAACCCUUUAAUGACCGACGUGCCCAUGUGGUCAUUAAGGGGUUUACUAGCGCAGUGGCAAAGCUCGGCUAGUACUUCGUGCCUCACAUCCGGGGGCAUGUAGAUAUAGUGCGAUCUUGCCGACAGUGGCAAGACCUGUGCUAUAAACUAGGCCUGUUAUAGACUGCUCACAUACCCUGUACAUCGACGCUCGUUAAGGUGUUAAAAACACAUCACUAUGUGGGAUGGAUAACUUUUAUACCAAUAAGACAAUUAUCAAACUGUUUCCAGUUGUAAAUGCAGGGGUUAACCAAUGUUAUAUAUUCAAUAAUCAGUCUAUGGUUAUUAAACAUCCUUGUUCAAUUAAAUCUUAUUGCCUUUUACCAAACAAUAUUUACCCCCACCCUUAUCCCAUUCCCUGAUUUCUGGGUUCCCACAAACAAGAAGUGAAUUAAAAUAAGAGAGAAAAAAAUAUCUUGCUCAAAGACGUUAAUCAAAAAACUACAAUAGUGGGCAAAUAACAUUUUUAACUUGCUCACUAUUGAGUUUGAUAAUUGUAUUAUUGGUAUACAAGUUCUCUAUCCUACAGAGGGAUAUGUUUUUAUAGGGACACUGCGGUCAAAUGUAAAGUUUCAUUAUUCUAUAAAGCAUGCAAUAAAAAAAACAAAAAACUUCCAGUUUACUUUCAUUAUCAAGACGUGCACAUUUAUUUUUAUAUGCACACUUUCUGAGUGCAAAAAUACACAGUAUAUAUUAUGUGCAUUUUAUGAUUGGCUGAUUUCACGUGAUUUAAUGUGGGAUGGCAAAUUGGAUUCACUUUGAAAUUUGCCAGAAUAUAUUUUACUGCUCAUUUCAAAUUCUAAAUAUGUGCUAUUUAAUUUUUUUAUUGUGUAUUUACCAAUUAUUCAGUACUACUGUACUUAGUUCCUUUAAUUAAUUUAAGGUUUUUAGCAUCCCCAUUGCUGUCACUGUUAUUUUAAGUUAUAAUACAAGAUGUUUUUUUAUAUUAACAAACAAUAAUUUACUAAAUUUAAGUAAAGUAACUAAAUAAAGUUCAGUUCUUAAAGGGACAGUCUACACCAGAAUUGUUAUUGUUUUAAAAGAUAAAUAAUCCAUUUAUUACCUAUUCCCCAGUUUUGCAUAACCAACACAGUUAUAUGUAUAUACUUUUUACCUCUGUGAUUAUCUUGUAUCUAAGCCUCUGCAAACUGCCCCUGUAUUUCAGUUCUUUUGACAGACUUGUAGUUUAGCCAAUCAGUGUUGGCUCCCAGGUAAUUUCACAUGCAUGAGCACAGUGUUAUCUAUAUGAAGCACAUGAACUAACACCCUCUAGUGGUGAAAAACUGUUAAAAUGCAUUCUGAAAAGAGGUGGCCUUCAAGAUCUAAGAAAUUAGCAUAUGCACCCCCUAGGUUAAGCUUUCAACUAAGAAUACCAAGAGAACAAAGCAAAAUUGGUGAUAAAAGUAAAUUGGAAAAUUGUUUAAAAUUACAUGCCCUAUCUGAAUCAUGAAAGUUUAUUUUGGACUAGACUGUCCCUUUAAGUGCUUUUCAUAUAUUGCCUUUCACUACAAUGACUUACUUAUUAGUAAGUAUAAAUGCAAAUAAGGCACACGUCAGGGGUGGACCUAAGUAUAUUGCAAGACAUUAUCAAGGUCCUCAAGAGGGGUUUAAUAAUAGCGAUCCUGUUUCAACAGCCUAUUUCUGUGUUUUUAGCUUAUUUUGGAACCAAGGUUUCACUGCAGGUAUAUGAAGGAGAGUUGCUGCACGUGUCUCAUCACUGUGUAGGGAAAGCUAGAUUUCAUCAUGGCGGCAACCAUGACAAGUGGUAUGUGGGAAAUUGCCUCAAUACUAUGCUUAUAAAAUGUAUAUAGUGUUGUGUCCAUUUUUAAGGUCAAAACAUUCUUGCUUAGAACUUAACUCUAUCUACAGCCUUUCUUUUUCAUGGAGAUAAUCAUUUUAUAAUUUUUGAUACAAAACUAUGGGCGUUUCAUUUACUUUGUCAAGAGCUUUUAAUUUUAAUUUAUGUUUUUAAAUACAAACCACACACUUUGUUUUAGUUCCUUUUGUCCACCCCUUUUCUUCUUUCAGCGAGACUCAUUAAAAUAUGUCUGAAUUUCCACACCAAUCCCCAUUUAGUAUCAUGCUCAGUUCGGCUCUCUUGUCACUGUUUUUUUUCCCCUCACAAUAAAGUUUAUACUAAAUUUAAAUUGCACAUAGCUGAUGGAAGAUUUAAGUAUACAAAGUAUAUAAAUACACUACCUUGUACUCAAUUUUGAUAUAAUUGAGUAUAUUAUAUAAAGCUUUAAAAUGGGUUAUCAGUACAAAUUUAAACAAAUCACAUGUUCCAGUUGUAUUUUCAUACUGCAAUUUUUCAGACAUUAACCUUCGGGCAGCUAUCUUAAAGGGACAUUAAACACUAAAUAAAUGCUAUAUAGAAUAAUGCAUUCAAAGAAAAGAUUAGUUUGAGAAUAACACAUAGAUGUAUGUUUAAAGUUUCAUUUGGUGUUUAAAUAUUGACAAAAUAAGUGUAAAGUUUUAGUGUCUAUGAAACAAUGGGAGCUGCCAUGUUGUAACUUAGGUUACCUUCUCUGCUGUGGCCAAUUAGGGACAGUUAUAAAUAGUUAACUAGAGAGUGUAGCCAAUGGCUGUGGGGAAUAUAACAAUGUUCUGCCCUUUAAUUUCUAACAGGAACUGAAAAGCUCACAAUUUCAGAAUGGAAUUACAGGAGAAGGGGAGAAAAUAAAUAAUGAAAGUAUAUUGCAGACUUCUUUUUUAUAUAUGUGAUUUAUCAUUUUAGAUUACCAUCUCAAAGUGUUUAAUGUCCCUUUAAGUAGUCAACCUGUUUAAUGAUGUGAUAGUUUACCAGUAGGAAACAUUUGUAUUUUUCAGUAAUUAUGCAAAAAGGUCGUUCAUCCAGCUUUACAGUGGCACAUUUGUGUAUGACUUUUAGACAUGUUUUGAGAUUGUAAUAGUUUAAUCUCUUUUUGUCAUUUGUUUUAUUUGUUUUAAAAAAAAAAUUGAGACCAAAUUAUUCCCAGUAGGCAAGGUACAUGCUAUGGGAAAGCUAUUAAACCUUGUAAAAUAUAUUCAGAUUUUUCCAUCUUUCUUUUUGAUUUAAUGAAACUGGUGAGGCUUCAUUUAAAUAUAUUUCUUGGUUUACAUCAUUAAAUUUUUGUUUAGUUUGGCCAACAUAUGCAACUUUAUCACCUGCUUGGUCAGCAUUAGGUUUUAUGGCCACUAUCCAGUAAACCUUUGUGUGAGCUCCAACAUUUUUUAGAAUAUACCGUGUAGUUCAGUAACAAAGCAGACAGACACAUCAUUGUUGAAAAGGACAGUAUACUGUAAUAUUUCCGCCCCCCCCCCCCAAUUUAAUAUGUUCCUAUCUUUCUAUUUUACCUGCUGGUUUGUAUUAAAUCUUUUAAAUGUGGUUUGUUUACCUUUUUAUAAUAUGAAAUAGCUGCUUUCACUUGCUAAAACCACCAUCUAUACUGAAAAUUUUAAUAUUGCAGUACUGGUCAUAGAAAAGCUAUGUAAACAAUGUACAGCAGAAGAAAUCAUACUCCCAAUAGGGGUGGUAGACAGCAGUGUUCCCUCUGAGGCCACUUUUUGUGAGCUUCUCAGCAGUGAAACAGUUAAUAAGUGAAUUAUACCUUACCUUAGUCUGCUCUCCCUCUUGGUUCAGCUCAUUUGAAUGUGUUGUGGUUUUAAUUAGCAAAACGGCUAUUUCAUAGUUAAGUCAUUGGAAACACAUUAAGGAAAUACCAUUUUUUACAGGACCCUUUCCCUUUAAAUCUGCUAAUUUGGUUAUGUAAAUUUUGAUACUUGGUCCUUAUACUGAUGCGUUUUCCUUCUCUUCAUUUCUUAUAGCAGUAUUACUUUGUUAGAAAUGUAAAGGAUCAUUCUUUGUGUUAUUCGUGCAUAAUGUGUUUGUUAUUUAUAGUCACUUCUUUUUAAUGUUUUCAAGAAUGUAAUUUCAUUGUAUUUUGUAUAAAUACUGUAAGGACCAAUAUAUGAACCGGCCUGAAAGAUUUCUCAUAUUUUUAAAGUCACAAAAUGCUUUUAUAGCAGGUAUCAUUUCUAUUUUGAGAUAUGUACACAUGUCUACCUGAAUAUACUAUUGAGAUACAAUGUUGUAUAUUUUUGCACACUUCAUCUGUUAUGAUUAAUUAUAACUAGACCUUUUUUCUUUGUUGAAACAUAUGUAUUUUAGUAUGAGUUAAACAUAAACCAAUUUUGACACCAACCUGACCCUGCAACGUAGCUAAAUUAAAUUUGUUCAUUAUCUAGUUUUAAGUUUUCAAAUGUAUAAUUUGACUGGGGGCAAAGUACUGUUUUAAAAAGGUAGUUAAAUAAGCUGCAUUAAUAACAUCUGUGAUUGUUUUAUUUGUUUUACUAUAUUACUUGGAUGGAGAACUUAUAGCAUAAUAUAUGUUGAAACCCACAGAAAGUAUAACAACAUAUUUAACUGAUGCAUAUAUUAUUCCAUUCCAGGUUUUAUUAAAAAUAAAAACACUUUUUAGAUUUAAAUUGAUACUUUGGUUUAUAAAAACCAAAACAGAGGCUACAAUAAUUAUGUAAUUGGCUUAAUUGUGUAUGUUUUAUGCUUAAUGAAGGGGCUUUCAUAUGAACCUGAUUGGCUGUAACCAAAAUGUUUUUGCUAAAGCUGCAUUUUUCUUAAAGUCCUUUUAAAAAGAUCAUCAAAUACACUUGAAUUGCAUAAUCAACAAAUGUAUCAUAAAAAAGACAAUGCAAUAACAUUUUCUAAGAAUUUUAAAUGAACAGUAGAUUGUUUUUCUGACUAAUUUCAAUAUUUAGUUCAAUUUGCUGGCCCUUGUAUCAUGUGGCAGCCAUCAGCCAAUCAUAGAUUCAUACAGUAUAGUGUAUACUGUGAACUAUUGCACAUGCUCAGUAGUAGCUGGUGCCUCAGAAAGUGCACAGUUUGAUAAUGCAAGCAAAUUGCAAACUCUUCAAAUUGCAUCCUCUGAGUCAUGAAAGUUGAAUUUUAACUUUAGUGUCCUUUUAAUUUGACACAUUUGUGCUAUAGGGAUUACUCUUUCCAAUAAAGUAACACCCUGGAAGUAUGUUGAAGGUUCCCCUCUAGAAACAAGGCAAUUGCCUGGAUAUACAUUAUUGCAGCUUAUUGAACACCCUGAUUACAGUUAGUUUGCAUUUAAAAGUAAAUUCAAAAGUUCAAAGUAGAUGUGUGCAUUUAAAGCUUUCGGAUACUUCGGAAUAUGGAAGAUGGUGGCCUUUAAUGCUGGUUGGCUAUUUUUGGAGUCAAAUUUAUAUUUGUGAAACCUCAACACGCUAAAAAUCCGGAUUUGUACAGAUUUUAGUGUGUUGCUGUUUCACAAGUAUAAAUUUGGCUCCAAAAAUAGCCAACCGGCAUGAAGGGCCACCAUCUUCCAUAUCCCAAAGUAUCCGGAAGCUCUGAAUGCAUACAUCUCCUCCAAUCAUAUAACAAUUUUCUUGAGUAGUUUAAGCUGUAUAAUCUCUAAAAGAAGGAAUAUUCAGACUUUUGUAAGUAAAACUCAUCUUAGGAAAAGCUAAUAUCGCCAUUUGAAAUGAUGCAAUUGUAUUCCACAAAUUCUACAUCCUCUUAAUUUUACACCAGUGUUGGUGUAAAAUGAAAAACUAGGAAAAUGUCUAUUUUUUUAAACUUUGUAUAUAAAUAUAUAUGCAGUGGUUGGAAUUGGUUCUCUAAUUCAGUAAUCAAAUGGCAUUUUCUUUUGUCACUUUGAUAACUACAUUUUUUUUAUAUAACCAGAAAAAAAUAAAAUCAGGUUGUAGACAAUAAAACUGAUUGUACAUUAAUGGACAAGUUUAUGAGUAGACAUGUAUGUAUGUAUAUAUAUAUGUAUUAAUUGUGCCACAGAAUUUAACUCAAUUCCCAAUGUGCCAUUGCAGUAACAGAAAAUCUUUGAACUGUAAACCAGUUUGUCAUUUGCUUUAAUUAACAGAACUUCUUAAAGCCAUCAAUUUUGGAAGAACUUGUAUUAUUUUAUUCCAGGUUGUAAAUGGUUUAAAAGGUAUUUUUUACCUCAUAUUGUAUAAAAAAUGUAAGUGCAUUCAUUUGUUACUCAAUUGUUUUCCAUAAAGUGUAUAUCUACGGUACUAACGGUCUUGUAUUUGUAUCCAAAAACAAAGAUAUUUUUUUUUUUUUAUGAACUUUAUGCAUUAUUUUUGCUGCCAACAUUGCACCUCUGUUAAAGUGGUGCUGUUGAUACUUUGAGAAAAUGAUUUUCAUUAUAAAAUUUCUCAUUGUACAGAAGGAUCAUUUUGUAAAAAAAAAAAAAAAAAACUCACUAAACUUUGUUUCUUGUUAUUUCGGAAUUACUGUAUUAAAUUUCUAGAGUAUAUACUACAAAUGUUGUAAAUAGGAAAUAGCAAUGAAAAUGAGUGCUAAUAUAGCUGAGUAGCCGAAAUAAAGCAGAUAUUUUUCACUGAAA